AUGACUAUCGGUACUAGGCCAUUUUGGAGAAGCCGAGCAACAAGAUCGGCAGACUGCGAACUUGCAUGCCACACGGCCUGGCGAGCAUUUUCCGAAGGUGGCAACGGCGAGGAGCCCUGGAAACGCGCCAGUGUUGAGAAGAGACGGGCUUUACUGCAUCGCGUUGCUGAUUUGUUCCUCGAGAGACAAGAGGAGCUCUUGAGCGCGCAAAUCCAUGAGACCAGUUGUCCCAUGUUAUGGGCCAAAAACAACGUCAAUCUCACGGUUCAAUACCUCCGCGAAAUCGCCGCUUGCUUGGGGCAAGUACGAGGGGAGAUUCCCCCGAACGAUAAACCGAACACAAUGGCUUUUGUUUUUAAAGAACCAGUUGGUGGUGUUUUGGUUAUUCCACCUUGGAAUGCCGCGCUUAUUUUGUGUACUCGCGCUAUCGCUUCUGCCGUGGCGGCCGGCUGCACAGUCGUCUUGAAAGCGUCCGAACUUUGCCCCUACACGCAUAGUCUGGUCCAUGAUAUCUUCGUCGAUGCCGGUGCCCCUUUGGGUGUGAUCAACCUCCUCAUGUCAGCUCGCUCUAAGGCAGCUGAAGUUACUGAGUGGCUGAUUUCCCACCCUGCUAUCAGAAAAAUUGACUUUAUUGGCUCUGCUGCUGUAGGUAGAAUGAUCGGUGCAUGUGCUGCAAAGUAUCUCAAGCCAGUUCUCUUGGAGCUUGGGGGGAAAUGUCCUGCUAUCGUACUAGAUGACGCGGACAUCUACAGAGCCGCUGAAAUGUGUGCCAGGGGCGCCUUCCUGCAUCACGGCCAGAUAUGCUUCAGCACAGAGCGUAUUAUCGUUCACAAAGCCAUUGCCGAAAGUUUCACCGCAAUGCUUGUUCAGGCAGCUGGAGCGGUGACGGCACAAGGCAUGUCAGGUCGUGCUAUUACCGAAGACAUCGCUCAGCAUGCAUAUGACGUGGUGCAAGACGCAGCGUCUAAAGGCUGUCGCUUAGUCUUCGGAAAAGCCUCAUUCAAAGAAAAGAGCUCUGUUGCACUAGAGCCCACUAUCAUAGGCGUCGAUACAACAAGCCCGACGUCAUUACGCAUUAUCGAUGAAGAGUCGUUUGGACCGAGUGUUAGCCUGUAUAUCGUCAACGAUGACGAGGAGGCGAUUAAGCUUGCAAAUCAAUCCGCAUAUGGGCUCAAUGCCAGCAUACACACAAGGGACAUGGAACGCGGCCUACGGAUCGGUCAUGAACUAGAAUACGGGCAAGUCCAUCUCAAUUUCAUCACAAUAUACACAAGUCCGACUGGUCCCCAAGGAGGUGUGAAAGGUAGUGGCUGGGGCAGACAGAACGCAAUUUGGGGUGUACAAGAGUUCUUACAAGAUAAGAGUAUCACUUGGCAUGGUUGA
Aspergillus saccharolyticus JOP 1030-1 is the source of this 1383-nucleotide messenger RNA. RefSeq names its product ALDH-like protein. The record is from RefSeq and is a predicted model, not a curated record. NCBI's taxonomy places the organism in Eukaryota, Fungi, Ascomycota, Eurotiomycetes, Eurotiales, Aspergillaceae. Bases 1 to 1383 code for a protein of 460 amino acids. The transcript is spliced from 5 exons. Gene Ontology annotation, molecular function: succinate-semialdehyde dehydrogenase (NAD+) activity.